Messenger RNA from Penicillium argentinense, 1329 nucleotides. RefSeq names its product type III PLP-dependent enzyme. The record is from RefSeq and is a predicted model, not a curated record. The transcript has 2 exons. Gene Ontology annotation, cellular component: cytoplasm. Lineage: Eukaryota; Fungi; Ascomycota; Eurotiomycetes; Eurotiales; Aspergillaceae. The coding region runs from base 1 to 1329 and encodes 442 amino acids. Gene Ontology annotation, molecular function: ornithine decarboxylase activity.
AUGGCACCGACUGCGUGUACUCCCCCUGCCGAAGUAUGCACGAUCAAAAACGGCAUUAGUCGUGACCACUCCAGCCUCGUCAAUCAUGGCGGGGACGAUUUGUUGCAAUCUCGGUUGACUGCCAAGGACCGGGUCCUGGAAAUUCUGAAGAAGCGCGCCGCGGAUGUGGAUGUGGACCACUGUGGUCCCGGUGAGGAGGAUGCGUUUUACGUUGCGGAUAUGGGCGAAGUCUACCGCCAGCACAUGCGCUGGAAGAUGAACUUGGGUCGCGUCAAGCCAUUCUACGCUGUCAAGUGUAACCCCGACCCCGAGGUCCUUCGCCUCAUGGCCCAGCUAGGCAAUGGGUUCGACUGUGCUUCCAAGGCGGAGAUUGAUCUGGCUCUUCAGACGGGCAUCGAUCCCAGCCGCAUCAUUUAUGCGCAGCCCUGCAAGACCAAGUCUUACCUGCGCUAUGCUAAGGAGGUCGGUGUCAAGCAAAUGACUUUUGACAAUGCCGACGAGCUGUACAAGAUCAAGGCGACUUUCCCCGAAGCCGAGCUGUACCUUCGUAUCCUGACGGAUGACUCGACUAGCUUGUGCCGCCUAAGCAUGAAGUUCGGCGCAUCCAUGGAUGUCGCCCAGCAGCUCCUGGAGCUUGCUCACCAGCUCGAGCUGAAGGUCGUCGGUGUCAGCUUCCACGUUGGAUCCGGCGCUGAGGAUCCCCGUGCUUUCCUCAAGGCCGUCGAAGACGCUCGUUUGGUCUUCGAUCAAGCCUCUGCCAUCGGCCACGAGAUGCACACCCUCGACGUCGGCGGCGGCUUUUCUGGUGACACCUUCGAGAAAUUCUCGGGUAUCCUGAGCGAUGCCCUGGAAAUGUACUUCCCGCCUAACAUCCGUAUCAUCGCCGAGCCGGGCCGCUACUACGUUGCCAGCGCCUUCACCCUGGCAGCGAACGUCAUCGCUCGCCGCGACGUUCCCGACCCCGCGGACCCCUCGCGCGACGCAUACAUGCUCUACCUGAAUGACGGCGUGUACGGCAACUUCUCGAACAUCAUCUUCGACCACCAGCACCCCGUAGCCCAAGUCCUGCUGUCCGCCGACCAAGCUUCGAAUUCUGCGACUUCGGAGUCCAUCUCGUACUCCAUCUGGGGACCGACUUGCGACGGCAUCGAUGUGAUCACCGAGCGCAUCGACCUUCCAGGUCUGCUCAACACCGGUGACUGGCUCUACUUCGAGGACAUGGGCGCCUACACCAAGUGCAGCGCCACUCGCUUCAAUGGUUUCUCCGACAACCACGAGGUGAUCUACAUCUCGAGCGAGACUGGUGCUUCCGCACUCCUAGACUACUGA